This is a messenger RNA of Nicrophorus vespilloides, 2883 nucleotides long. RefSeq names its product serine proteinase stubble (gene mas). The transcript has 10 exons. Gene Ontology annotation, molecular function: serine-type endopeptidase activity. Gene Ontology annotation, biological process: proteolysis. The record is from RefSeq and is a predicted model, not a curated record. Bases 166 to 2331 code for a protein of 721 amino acids. NCBI's taxonomy places the organism in Eukaryota, Metazoa, Arthropoda, Insecta, Coleoptera, Silphidae.
GACCCCAACCAAGAACCUUGAGCUGCCAACGGUAAAUUUCAGCGGGUAUCUUGGAAAUAAUUCCGUAUUGCACAGUUCCUCGCGCAUAUGAAUGAAAGUCGGUCUGCGAUGAGUUUGUGUUGUUGACAAUAAGUGGACUAAGUUUUUUCUCCGAAGGUACUGAACAUGUGCAGAAUUGUACCACUCGCCCUCUUCUUCUUGUUCUCGUGCAGUGAAAUAAUCGGAGCAUCCGCUCAAGAUGACUCCCUCGCCGGCAGCUUCUUAUCAGGACUGCUGGACACGUUCACCAACACGGUCAAGUCGAAAGAUUGUCCUGGAGAUUGCGUCCAUGCGUUGGCCACCAUAAUCUGCUACGACGUCCUGGAGGAUGCCCAAUGUCCGGAGUCGAUGAAAUGCUGCAUCGAAGCGCCACCCUUGAACGCUACUGAGAAAUCACCACCGACGACCCCUCAGCAAACCAUCAAUCAUCCGACCACCACCACAACCACCACGGAAGUGACCACAACAACCUCAACGACCACCACAACGCAACCGCCCCCGUCCACAACGCGCCAGCCGCAGGAGAACUCAAACAAAAAGGAAUCACCGAGUGUUAAUAAGUGUUCGGGCGUGUGUGUGGCCAACACUGUCGCCAAUUACUGCGAGGCCAUCCUGACGACAGCGGAUCUCUGCCAACCGGACUUAAGCUGCUGCGUGUCCAAAGAUCAGUUCGGAGACAACAUACCAUCAAAUCUGAUCUAUCCAACGAAGACGCGCGUCGACGUUUGGACCACUCCCAAACCUAAGCCCAAACCAAAACCAUAUUCGUCUACCACCACUGAGAGUUUCAUUAAAACCACUCUAGCACACAUCCAACCAACCAAACCGACGAAACAAUGCAGAGGUGAAUGCGUAGGAGACUUCCUCGCUUUACUUUGCGACAACGUGGACUACGAAGCCGACUGCGGCGGUAGUGUUUGCUGUUUAGCUGCUUCGACGGAAAACGAUGACCGGCCGAUUGUAACGACGACCACAACGACUCCGCGACCAGCGGUUCGCGAUCCCGGUCCUAGAUGUAUGGGAAUCUGCCUCCUGAAAAUUAUGGCUGCCUUUUGCCAAAGGCCCGCGGUUCUCAUCUCCAACACAUCGAAUUGUCAAGGCGGAUCCAUUUGCUGCGGCAACACCAGGUCAUCAAUUGCUACGAGUCCGAGACCUAAACCUAGACCGCAGCAGCCGCCUCCGGUGACAACGACAACUACUGUGGAUCCGCGACCUGAUUGUCCAGGCUCCUGCAUUGUACCUUAUCUAAGCUUCACUUGUUUCCGAAACGCUGAGAUGACGGAAGUUUUCAAAUGCCAAAAAUCCGGAACGAAAUGUUGCGCGCCGAAAUCGGUGAUUCGCGAAGUCACUGGCCACAAGGAGGAUGAUUUAUCUAGUCAGAAAAAUACGACGCCUUCUUCUAUCACACCUGUUUACACCACACCCUGGCAAACCACCGUCAACGACUCGACAGCAUUAACAUCCCUCGAGGUUAAACCUUCAACAACGGGUAGACCAACUUACCACAACAAGUACGUUUGCGGUGUUAAGGGUAACUCGCGCGGGGCGCGAGUGGUCGGAGGCGAAGACGGUGAAGGAGGUGAAUGGUGCUGGCAGGUUGCCCUAAUCAACUCCCUUAAUCAAUAUUUAUGCGGGGCAGCGUUGAUAGGCACCCAAUGGGUCCUCACGGCGGCCCACUGCGUCACCAACAUCGUGCGUACAGGAGACGCGAUCUAUGUGCGAGUCGGUGAUCACGAUCUGACUAGGAAGUACGGUAGUCCUGGUGCACAGACGCUACGCGUCGCCACCACCUACAUCCAUCACAACCACAACAGCCAAACUCUAGAUAACGAUAUUGCCCUAUUGAAACUCCACGGUCAAGCAGAACUGAAGGAAGGUGUCUGCUUGGUUUGUUUACCGGCUCGAGGAGUCAGCCACGCCGCGGGCAAACGCUGCACCGUCACCGGAUACGGAUACAUGGGUGAAUCUGGACCUAUACCACUGAGGGUGCGAGAAGCGGAGAUCCCUAUAGUCAGCGAUGCCGAAUGUAUCCGGAAGGUCAACGCUGUAACCGAGAAAAUUUUCAUUUUACCUGCUAGCAGCUUCUGUGCCGGUGGCGAAGAAGGCAACGAUGCCUGCCAAGGCGACGGCGGAGGUCCCUUGGUAUGCCAGGAUGACGGCUUCUAUGAGUUAGCAGGAUUGGUGUCCUGGGGUUUCGGUUGCGGCCGCGUCGACGUUCCCGGAGUCUACGUGAAAGUCUCAUCGUUCAUAGGCUGGAUAAAUCAAAUAAUCAGUGUUAAUAAUAUGUCGUGAUUCUUUACCAAAACGAUCAUCUGUACAUAUAAUACAGUAUAGUAUUUGACACGCAUUUUACGCUCAGUUUAUCGAUUUGCAAAUGAAAUUGCGUACAAAUCCGACAGAUCCUGAGUAAUGUAUGUAGUUUUGUUUAUUAUUUUACAUUUAAUUAUUUAUUAUUGUUAAUUCUUACGAUUAUUAUUAUAUAAUUUAAUACUAUUAUAAUAUUUGUACAGAGUUCCGUUCUAUAUAUCCUGUUGUUUCUAGUUUUAAAUGGGGACAUGACAAUAAUCAUUCCUGAGAAUAGACUCAGCAGUCUAUUCUAUUGCUUUUUAUGGUUGGUUGGGGAACACUUCUAUCAAAAACAAAUGUGAAAAAAAAAACACACAAAAGCCUUGCAAAUAUUACUUAACCACUUACCUCUCUACCUAUUUAUUUUUCAUUAAGGCUGAUCAUCACAUGUAUGUAAAUGUGUAGUAUAUCUUUAUAAGUUUUGUUACCAAGUAAGUAAAAAAUGUUUUACUAAUUGAUGUAUUUAUGCUUUAUAUUAUUUUUAUAGAUUUGUAAAAA